UAGCGGUGGCAUUGCCUCAUACUUUUCCAUAAACUGCUUAGAUAGAUUGUGUCAAUCGUCGGCAUUCCUGCAUUCAAUGGCAAGCGGACUAAUAAGACAAAAUGAAAAGAAGACUUACACUGUGUUACGAAAAGCUGGUUCCCAAGAAUUAUUCAUAGCCGCCAGAAAUUGGAUGCUGUCGGACGACAUGUGUUUGUAUCACAGCAGUAUAACCAAUUAUGAAGUUGAGGCAUGCGUAAGACCUAGACCGGAAUGGGUGUUAAUUGAUUGUCAAAUGUUAGCUGAGCUAG
This is a messenger RNA of Trichobilharzia regenti, 290 nucleotides long. NCBI's taxonomy places the organism in Eukaryota, Metazoa, Platyhelminthes, Trematoda, Strigeidida, Schistosomatidae. The record is from the annotation of a GenBank genome assembly.